UAAGUCCGCCACCAUAACAGACCCACUUCCACCUUCCCUUCAUCGAAUUCGACGGAGCUCGCUCAAUCCAUUCGGUGGACGGCGACGAAUCGCCGGCGAUCGGGUACAAUCGUGCUCGCAUGUAGCAUCCUGAACCUGUACAGAUUGAUCGGUUCCCCCCUAUCAUCGAAUUCGGUAGAAGAUAUUGGGCCGUGAUGUCUCGCAGCUAUGCUGAUGUCUGAUGCCUGGGUUUCCACGUUACCGUGAAUCGAUCAUGAGAUCCGCGGAUAUGGUUAUUUUUUGAUCGAAUUUUGUGUUGUUUCCGGCUUCGGCAUCGGGGAGCUUGGUCAAUUGCGAUAAAAUCCGAGGAGUUCCGGGAAUUCGCCGUGAAGAGAUGGAUUUGAUGGAUUCGGCGUCGAGAUGUCGAGAUAAGUUAACAUACUUCAGAAUAAAAGAGCUUAAAGAUGUCUUGUCCCAACUUGGUCUGGCCAAGCACGGGAAGAAGCAGGAAUUAAUGGAAAAAAUUUUGGCUCUCCUCGAAGAUGAUCAAGUUCCCAAACCAGUUUGGCCGAGGAGAAAUAUAGGGAGAGAAGUAGUAGUUAAAAUAAUUGAUGAUACUUAUAGAAAAAUGCAAAUUCCUGGAGCCAUAGACUUAGCAUCUAAUGUGCAAAAUGACUCGGAAUUCAGUCAUGCAAAAUCUAAGGAAGUGUUUGAUUCAUAUAAGCAAGUUACGAAAGUCCGCUGCCCCUGUGGGAAAUCAUUAAUUUCUGAAUCAAUGAUUCAGUGUGAAGAUAUGCAAUGUCGAGUUUGGCAACAUAUAAAUUGUGUCAUUAUACCUGAAAUUCCUGGGGACUGUACUCCUGCAAUUCCAUCUCAAUUCUAUUGUGAAAUAUGCAGAAUAAAACGAGCAGACCCAUUCUGGAUAACAGUGAAACAUGUUUUGUUCCCAGUGAAGUUGCCUCAUUGCGGCCUACCAGAUGACAGCACCAUUACAGUGCAGAAUGAAGAGAGGACAUUUCAGUUGCAAAGAUCAGAUAAGGAUCUGUUACAAAGACAUGAUCACAGUCUCCAGGUUUGGUGUCUUCUACUCAAUGAUAAGGUUCUAUUUAGAAUGCAUUGGCCCCAAUUUACUGAGUUGCAGGUCAAUGGUGUUUCAGUCAGAGUGGUUGCUAGACCAGGCUCACAGUUAUUGGGAAUAAAUGGCCGGGAUGAUGGUUCAGUGAUCAGCACAUUUAGCGUGGAAGGAGUUAACAAAAUAUUUUUAUCAAGGCGUGAUGCUCGUGUGUUCUGCUUUGGAAUCAGAUUUGUCAAGAGGCGGACAGUUCAACAAGUUCUUAGUCUGGUACCAAAGGAAGCAGAUGGUGAGCAUUUUCAGGAAGCUCUUGCUCGUGUUCGGCGCUGUGUUGGUGGUGGAGCUGAUACUGAAAAUGCAGACAGUGAUAGUGAUAUCGAACUAGUAGCUGAUUCUGUUACUGUGAAUCUCCGUUGCCCAAUGACUGGUUCUCGGAUUAAAAUAGCAGGCAGGUUCAAGCCUUGUGUUCAUCUAAAAGGUUUUGAUCUGGAAGCUUUUGUAGAGCUUACUCACAGAUCUCGGAAGUGGCAAUGCCCAAUAUGCCUUAACAACUAUGCACUUGAGAACAUUAUUAUUGAUCCAUAUUUCAAUCGCAUCACUUCCAUGCUUCAAAAUUGCGGAGAAGAUGUAACUGAGGUCAAUUUAAAGCCUGAUGGUUCUUGGUGUGUAAAGGGUGAAGUAGAAUAUCGAGAUCUUUCCAAAUGGCAUUUGCCUGAUGGUACCCUCUUAGAUAUUGUAGACGUACAAGCAAAGUCUGAUUUUGGCAGUCUAAGACAUGUAAAUCAGAAAAGUCCAUCAGAGAUGGCGUUCACUCAAACUUUAGGAAUAAAACUUGAGGCAAAUGGAGGACUUGAAGAUAAUGGGGUCUCAUCAUCUCGGAGUCCUAUUCUCAGGCUUGAAAAUCAUAGCCAGAACAUAAUAAAUAUGAGCAGCAGUGCAACUGGUAGCUAUAAAGAAGGAGAAGACCAAAGCAUAAAUCAAGAAUUUGAGGGGCCUUUUAAUUUCCCAUUGAACAAUGGCAAUGAGUUUGAUUCUUUUAAUAUUCGUUAUGGAACAUACAAUAUUGAGGAUGGACCUCCUGCACCCUUAGAACCAGAUGUGAUUUGCUUGAGCGACUCUGAUGAAGAUAACAUUGCAGUAAUUUCUCAUGAGCCUGCAAAUGGAGUUCAUGCAGAUAAUGGUAAUUUGGUUCCUUUUCCAACUCAUCCCAAGAUUUCAGAAAGAUACUCUGAGAAUCCUGUUCCAGAGACAAGUGGAACAUCAUUCCUCGAAUUAUUUAACAAUCCUGGUGACUUUGGAAUGCCCAUGGCCAUGCCCAUGUGGUCAAUGCAAACUGGCCCUCCGUCUGCAUCAAACUUUCAACUUUUUGGUACUGAGGUCCUAGAUGCCUUGGAUGAUCCGCAUGCUACUCUUGACUGUCCACCAUUCAAUGGCUAUGAUUUGACACCUAGUAAUGGCGAAGAAACUUCUCAAGUCUUAGACUUUUCAAAUUUGCAUCCCAGUACUGCAAUGCAAGAAAGCUUCCUCGAUAAUCCCCUUGCAUUUACAAAUGAUGAUCCCUCUCUACAAAUUUUUCUUCCUAACCAGCCAAUUAGUGUAGACCUUCAGGAUGACAUGAUUAACCAAACUGAUACACCUAACGGGAUGAACUCGGAUGAUUGGGUAUCUCUUAGACUCACUGCUGGCGGUGGUCACAGUGAGACUGCCCCUUCAAAUGGAUCAAUUUCAAGGAAGCCAGAGCCACCAAAUGAGACUCAGAUGGAUCCAUUAAGUGAUGCUGUUUGUGCACACAGCCCCGUUGCUACUAAGCAUAAACCACAGCGAAAGCAAUAAGCCAUCUCCAAGAACUCAACGGCCAGAUUCUUCCCCUGGGCAGCAACGGGCAGUAAGGCGUCGGUUGUAUCUGUCAAUCGACACGGAUUCCGAUUAGUCUUCAAGUGGCAACUCAAUUUGGAUUUGGAACGAAGAGGUGGCUUUGUGUACUACUGUGAUGCUCCAGCAGAGAAGGCCAGCCAAUUUACAAGGAUCGCUGGAACUUCCAACUGCCCAAAGGUAUUCAUCGUGCAUACUAUCACGAGCCAGUGAUGAGGUAAUCUCGAGUGUUUUCCAGUUUUCUAAUAUGAGCUGCAGCCAAUCUUGUGCCGCGGAAAAUUGUACAAUUAGAUUCUAUAGGAAAGAAAGUCGACAUGCCUGAUUAGAUAAGUUAGUAACCAUGUACUACAAUCGUUUCAUUAGUUAAGUUAAUACAUGUUAAUAGCCUAAUACCCGAUAUCGGCGGCUGUUGAAGGGGGAGUAUUUGUCCAGUGGUUACAGUUUGAUGAUAGCAUUGGUUGAGAGAAAUUCUAUAAAUUAACUGCACUUGGUGUUUAUGCAGGGAUGUUCUUUCGAGUUCAA
Molecule: messenger RNA, 3445 nt
Organism: Zingiber officinale
Lineage: Eukaryota; Viridiplantae; Streptophyta; Magnoliopsida; Zingiberales; Zingiberaceae
Product: E3 SUMO-protein ligase SIZ1-like
Exons: 16
Coding region: 374-2884 (836 amino acids)
Biological process (GO): protein sumoylation
Molecular function (GO): SUMO ligase activity; zinc ion binding
Source: RefSeq, a predicted model, not a curated record